Molecule: messenger RNA, 471 nt
Organism: Paramuricea clavata
Lineage: Eukaryota; Metazoa; Cnidaria; Anthozoa; Malacalcyonacea; Plexauridae
Source: the annotation of a GenBank genome assembly
AUGGAACCUAUUAAUCUUGGAUACUCCACAAAGAACAUACCAGUUGCGCAGCCAAAGGAAUACUUAAAGUGUUUGGUCACCAAAACGGAAUCUUUUCUACGACGUAUUCGAUGGAAAGCUUAUCAUUUUCUCAAACCUGACGAGUCUGCGGAAUCUGCAUCACAGGAAACCUUUGGUUUUCGUUCUACAAAAUCGCCUCCCCCAAUGAAAGAGCUUGAAGAAUUUGAAAAUAGAAUGUUUUCUAUUAUUCAAAAUGUUAAGUUUGACAAAUGCCAAAACGAAUUUCAGAAAACCCUUACGAAAGACUUAAAUAACAUUCGUAGUGAAGAUAAAGUUUUAAUGUCCGCAGAUAAAACAACAAACUUUUACAAGUUAGACGCCCCUUCAUACGACAAAUUGCUUGAUAAUGCCAUAACGAAGUCCUACAAGAAAGCUAACGCGAACAUUACUUCCAUGCAAUAUAGCAAAUGA